This is a messenger RNA of Carassius auratus (goldfish), 2439 nucleotides long. Its product is annotated as synembryn-A-like. The transcript has 10 exons. Gene Ontology annotation, cellular component: cytoplasm; plasma membrane. Gene Ontology annotation, biological process: G protein-coupled receptor signaling pathway. Bases 149 to 1801 code for a protein of 550 amino acids. Gene Ontology annotation, molecular function: guanyl-nucleotide exchange factor activity; G-protein alpha-subunit binding. Lineage: Eukaryota; Metazoa; Chordata; Actinopteri; Cypriniformes; Cyprinidae. The record is from RefSeq and is a predicted model, not a curated record.
AGUCUUCACUACAAAUCCCAUGAUUCCAAUCCUCCUUUAAUCGCAUCAUCCAGGAGCUUCUGGAUCUCUCGAGUAAAACUGGAGGAUAGAAGCUGAUUUUGUUUACAUGAUUUUUGGCUCUUCCUGAAAGCAGAAGGGCGGAACAUCAAUGAAAAUGGACUUAAAUGCAAUCAUAGAGAAGAUGGAAACGGGCGAUCAGGACGCCGCACUUACAGCUUUACAGACCUUUAAUAAAGAGAAAUCCCAGUGUUUUUCAUUUACCCCCGGGGAGGAGGAAGACAGAGAGCGUCUGGGCGAGUUAGUGCUGGGCUUCCUGGAGAGAGACCUCCAGCCGUCCUGUCAGCUGGCCUGCCUGGAAACCAUCCGCAUCCUGUCCCGUGACAAGAAGAGCCUGGUUCCCUUUGCCACCCGCCACGCCAUGCAGAUCCUGAUCCGACAUGCUGGCCUCAGUCAGGGUGAGGGCUUCUCCCCCGAGAUCCCGGACCUGGAAGUGAUCGUGGAGGCUCUGAAGUGCUUGUGCAACAUUGUGUUCAACAGUGAGGCGGCUCAGGAGGCGGGGGCGGAGCUCCAGCUGAUAGUGGGAUUGGCCGAGAGGCUCAAACAGUGCCGCGAGCCGCAGUGGAGCCACGACGUGCGAUUCUUCGACCUGCGCCUCAUGUUCCUGAUCACUGCCCUGCGCGUGGACGUAAGAGCCCAGCUGGCCCGCGAGCUGCGGGGCGUUAGUCUGCUGUCCGAGGCUCUGGAUGCCACGCUCGGCCUCUGCUGGCCCGAUACGUACGAGGUGGCUUGUGCAGGCUUUGACGGCUGCUCAGAGCUGCCCCCGCUGGGGAGACAGGAGACGGAGCGAGCCAUGGAGCUCCUGAAGAUCCUCUUUAACGUCACCUUUGAUUCCAGCCGCCGCAAGGUGGACGAGGAGGAAGCAGCCACUUACAGACACCUGGGUGCCAUACUGAGACACUGCAUUAUGAGCUCCUCCGAGGGAGAGGAGCGUACAGAGGAGAUGCACAGCCACACGGUGAACCUUCUGGGGAACCUGCCGCUUCCGUGUCUUGACGUCUUGCUGAUGCCUAAAGUCCAGCAGGGCUCAAUCGAGUACAUAGGCGUCAACAUGGACGCCGUCAAGGUGCUGCUGGAGUUCAUGGAGAAAAGACUCGACCGGGGAAACAAGCUGAAGGAAACUUUGCUGCCCUCGCUAAAUCUACUAACAGAGAGCGCUCGCAUCCACAGAGAGACCAGGAAGUUUUUACGAAUGAAGGUGCUUCCACCAUUACGAGAUGUCAAAAACAGACCUGAGGUUGGGAACGCUCUACGGAACAAGCUAGUGCGUCUGAUGACACACAUAGACACGGACGUGAAGCACUGUGCGGCUGAGUUCCUGUUUGUGCUGUGCAAGGAGAGUGUUUCCAGGUUUAUCAAGUACACAGGUUAUGGUAACGCGGCAGGGCUGCUGGCCGCUCGGGGACUGAUGAGAGGCGGCCGAGACCCCGGACAUUAUUCAGAAGACGAGGACAGUGAUACCGAGGAGUACAGAGAGGCAAAACCUCACAUCAAUCCGGUGACCGGCCGUGUGGAGGAGGAGCAGCCCAACCCUAUGGAGGGAAUGACUGAAGAACAGAAAGAAUACGAAGCCAUGAAACUGGUCAACAUGUUCGACAAACUCUCAAGGGAGCAGGUGAUCCAGCCAAUGAAAAUCGGAGCUGAUGGUAAAAUGACUUCACUGGAGCCACAAGAGCUUCAUUAUUUAGCCAGCCAACAGUUCGGAGAGUCCAAUAAUUCUGACAGCGACAGUGACACAAACUAAUUCUCAAAACCAAAAGCUUCUUGUGAAUCGUAUAAAAGAAUUUGACACUUUACGAUUUGAAUGCUUUGUUUUUGCUCCAAAGGAAAACGCCUGGUGAUUGUUAGUUCGUCUCAUUUGAGGUUUAUUGUGUUGCCCUGUCUUCAGGUAAUAUUUUCUGUACAAUGAUGAUGAAAACAUGGUUUGGUUGCACAGUACUCAUUUAUUAAUGUAACAGGAUUUAAUGGAACUCCAAGUUAUUAUACAUCACAGAUUUUAUUUCUCAUUUAGUAUACGGUCUGAGAAGAAAACAAAUGUGACACCGCGGGAAUACCACAACAGAGACCUGAUAUUUAUUUAUUUAUUCAUUCACUUGGAUUUAGGAUGAGCUGAGAGGAGAAUUUUUUAAGUUACAAUAUAUAUAUAUAAAUAUGUAUAUAUAUGUGUUUAUGAGAUGUGAUAUUUUAUGAGGAAGGACAGUUCAGCAUUUUUAGGUUUUAAGCCUCCUGUGAUCAACUUGUUCUGUGUGACUUAAGGAUGGAUUGCUGUAUAUUGUUAUUGGUGGCCCGUGUAGUUACAUUUUGAAGACUGAAGGAAAUGUUGUAUAAUUUGUAUCACAAAUUGUAUGUGUUUAAAAAAUAUAUAUUGUCAUAUUAUAAUAA